AUGUUCGAACACUCAAAUAACCUAUUUGAAGACAAACAUGAUUCUAUUGAAAGCUCUCAAAAGAGUUCCGAAGAGAGUGACACUCGGGUCGACGACAAAAAUUCAUUGCAUAAUAACAAGACAGAUAUUUCUAAAGUUACGACAAAAGAACUUAUUCAGAACUAUUUUAAAGUGAAACACGACUACCCUAAAGGUACAAAAGCUAAUAUAAUAAAAAAUCUCAAAAAGUUCGAAAAGAAAAUAAAUAAUCUCAAACCCGAUGAAAAAUGCUCGAACACUAAAUUGGAGCAGAAAAAUGGAAAAAGCAACUCGGCAAAACACGUACAGAUCAACAUUAAGAAUCAGUCGCCGAAAAACAUUUUUACUACGAAGAUCCCACUAAGUGCUAGAAUAGAGAGUGUGCAAAAUGAUAAAGACGUUGACUCCUGGAUAUCAUUAACAGUCCCUUCACCAAGGCCUAUAGACGUGAACCAUACAGAAGCUAGGGAGGACAGUAAAACAGUAUCCCCAACUAGUGACACAAAAUCUAUAGAUGCUGAAAAUAGCUCUAAAGACGGAGGAAACCCUUUACCAGCAAGUUCUAACACAAAAGAGGAAUCCGCAAAAGUGAAGGACCUAGACGAUAAAUCAACCGUUCUAGAUAUAUAUUCAAUGUUAAAAGAAAUCGAGAGCUACGGAGAUAAUCCAGUGACUACAGCAAAUUUAGAUACAACAACUAAAAAGAACGAGGUUCAAAUAGAAAGACCUCCGACGCCCAAGGACAAUUUCCUGGAAAUAUUCGAAUUCUUGGAAAAGGUUGAACAGAGUGCGACCGACGCUUUAUCUGUCGUGAAUAAUUCUACACCUCAAACUACACCUAAAUUGGAGGUGCUCUUAAAGCUACCUCACACGGAGCUAGCGCAAAGAUUAGUGACGGCUUCGUUGCAAUUAGAGGAACGAUCAUGCUGCAUUGCCCUUCUGCAAGAGAGUCUCGCUAAUCACAAACAGCAGAUGAUUACGAAAGUCAGCAACUUGGAGAAGCAGUCGCAGCGUAACAUCAUGAAAGUGAAGCAAGAGUGCGAGGAUACCAUAAAACGCCACCAGAGUUUUAUAGACCAGCUUAUAAACGACAAGAAGACCCUGAACCAUCGCAUAGAGCAGUUGGUCGACGAGAGGCGGUCAUUGGAGGAGCGAUGGAAGCGGUCCGUCCAAAGUAUGGAGGAGCGAUACAAGUUGGAGCUGCGAAAUCAACACGACAAAAUGGCCGCCGCGCAACAGGUGGCGAGGCAAAGAUGGGUCCGCCAGAAAGCUGAAAAAAUUAAGGAGCUUACGGUAAAGGGUUUGGAGGGAGAGCUCCGCGAAAUGGCUGAGCGUCAACAGAAGGAAAUAUCGGAUUUGAAGAUGGCGCAUGCAGAGCUGAUGGGGAAGACGCAGGCCAAGCAUACGAAUGAGUUAGAAGAGCUUAGAAGAACACUAGAGCAGGAGAAAGAAGAUGCUCUGAUAAAAGAGAGGCACCUGGCCAGCUCAAGGAUGGAGAAGCAGAUCCUGGAGAUGGAGCUGACUUAUCAGGAGCAGAGGACGCGGCUGGUGGGCGAGCUUCGGGCGGAGGGCGAACGCGCGGCCGAGCAACUCGCCGAGCGGGAUCGCGAGCACAGAGCGAAUAUGGAACGGUGGAAGGUAGAGCAAGAGAAGAUUCUAGAAGAGAAACGCAAGCAGUUGGAGAAAGAAAUAUCUGCUGAGAAGGCGAGGAUGGAAGAGCUAUUGAAAGUCAAACGGGCCGAGUUGGAGGAGGAAUUUGAGCAGCGCAGAAAGGAGUUGGAAGCAGAACAGCAGGUGGCGCUCAAGAAGAGGGUGACGGAGAUAUCCGCGCAGCACAAGAUGGAGCGAGACAGGGAGAUAGAGAAGGCCAUAGAGAGCAUGGAGGCGGAAGCUCAAGCCGGCAGAAGAGAGUUACAGGAAGCUCUGAAGAGGAACAAGGAGCAAUACGAGGCAGAGCUGAGGGAGCUGGCCGAGACCGAAGGGGCGACCCUCAGGAGGUACCAAGAGGCGCAGGCGCGCAUCAGAAACACAGAAGGCCGAUGCGCGGAACUGGAGGUGUCCAUAGGACAGCUGGAGACGAGGAACAAAGUCCUCACUGAGAGGAACAUACAGCUCGAGUCGAGUUUGGAUGAGACGAGGAAGAGAUGCGAAGAGCAGUGGCGCGGUAAAAUCGAAGCCUUGAACAAGCAAAUGACCGAUAUGAAGCAGACGCACGAGGAACAGAUGCACCAGCUAUACGCCAAGGUGAAAGUCGCAGUAGCGAGAAAGGACUCGGCAAUCCAAGCACUCACGAGGGAGGCUGGAAAAUACCAGGAGAAGAUAACACUUCUAGAACAAAAACUGCACCAGCAGAGGAGAGAUUUCUUGAAGCAGAAG
This is a messenger RNA of Iphiclides podalirius (scarce swallowtail), 2394 nucleotides long. The record is from the annotation of a GenBank genome assembly. NCBI's taxonomy places the organism in Eukaryota, Metazoa, Arthropoda, Insecta, Lepidoptera, Papilionidae.